AUGUCUAAACCAGAAGAAAAACCCAACCCCUCCACUUCCACGUCAGCGGCCUACGCCGCCCAGAUCUGCCACCACCUGGCCACCGUCUUUACUGCUCCCACCACCACGCCACCGCCUCUCUCUGUCCUCGUCGACGAGAUAUCCGCCGCCUCCCGACGCGGCGGCAAGAUCUUCGUCUACGGCGUUGGCCGCGAGGGCCUGAUGCUGAAGGCCCUCUGUAUGCGCCUCUUCCACCUGGGCCUCCCGGCCCACUGCGUGUUCGACAUGACCACGCCCCCAAUCACCUCGCCCGAUCUCCUCAUCGCCUCCGCCGGGCCGGGAGGUUUCGCCACCGUCGACGCAAUCUGCAGCUUGGCCAGGGGCGGCGGCGCCCGGGUGCUGCUGCUGACUUCCCAACCGGAGUCGGGGUCAUCGGUUAAGCACGCGACGGCGGUGGCCCAUAUCCCGGCGCAGACGAUGGCAGACGAUAGGGUUGGGCCCGAAGGAAGCGGGUCGGGCCGGGCUCUGCUGCCUAUGGGGAGUGUGUACGAGGGGGCGAUGUUCGUGCUGUUUGAGAUGGUGGUUUAUGAGCUGGGCGAGGUUCUGGGUCGGAGCCCCGAGGAGAUACGGGCUCGCCAUACAAAUUUGGAGUAA
This is a messenger RNA of Striga hermonthica, 633 nucleotides long. NCBI's taxonomy places the organism in Eukaryota, Viridiplantae, Streptophyta, Magnoliopsida, Lamiales, Orobanchaceae. The record is from the annotation of a GenBank genome assembly.